AUGGGGUGGAUGCACGUGACACCUUGCUACUGUCUCAAGGCCAACGCGUCAUCUGUGCAGUACCCUGUAUCCAUUCAUCUCGACACUGAUAGCCAUUACGCUAUCUUUGUCUCUUUUGAAGUUAACAGCGGCAAAGGAGGCAAGGGUCUUGGCAAGGGUGGUGCCAAGCGUCACCGUAAGAUCUUGCGUGACAACAUCCAGGGUAUUACCAAGCCCGCUAUCCGCCGUCUCGCCCGCCGUGGUGGUGUCAAGCGUAUCUCCGCCAUGAUUUACGAGGAGACCCGUGGUGUCCUCAAGUCCUUCCUCGAGUCCGUCAUCCGUGAUGCCGUCACCUACACUGAACACGCCAAGCGCAAGACCGUUACCUCGCUCGAUGUCGUGUAUGCUCUCAAGCGUCAGGGCCGGACCCUCUACGGUUUCGGUGGCUAA
Aspergillus fumigatus Af293 is the source of this 429-nucleotide messenger RNA. Its product is annotated as histone H4.2. Bases 1 to 429 code for a protein of 142 amino acids. Gene Ontology annotation, molecular function: DNA binding; protein heterodimerization activity; structural constituent of chromatin. Gene Ontology annotation, biological process: nucleosome assembly. NCBI's taxonomy places the organism in Eukaryota, Fungi, Ascomycota, Eurotiomycetes, Eurotiales, Aspergillaceae. The record is from RefSeq and is a predicted model, not a curated record. The transcript is spliced from 2 exons. Gene Ontology annotation, cellular component: nucleosome.